UUUUUUAAUUAACCGCUGUUUGCUGGUUAAGUCACGUUUGACAAAUUCUUUUUUUUUUGUGUACAAGUUACCCCUCCUUCCCUCUCUUUAGUUCCAAGCCAUGCUCCCUGUACCUGGCCAAGUUAUUGUUCAUGACUAUCGGCCCGAAGAGAAGCCUGUUGUCACGGAGUCUUUAAGAGUAUUACAAUGGAAUGUCGAACGAAACUAUGAAUCGGAAGCUAUUAUAAAAGCGAUCCAGGACUUGGAUCCUGAUGUCAUUCUGCUUCAGGAAGUAGAUGUGUUCUGCAAACGAUCAGGUAACCGUGAUCAUAUGCAAGAAUUAUGCAAGUCCUUAAGGCUAUUGGGUGGAUUUUUGUGUGAAUUUGAGGAGCUUGACAGUCCUAUCCGAAGAUUAAGAGAUCAAGGCGGAGGUGUUCAUGGCAAUGCAAUCCUAUCCAAACACGAUAUUGAUUUUCGAGUGCUCAAACAUAGAAAGAAUGCGUAUGAUUGGAACAAGAAUGGCACGAAAUUGAGAGAGCCAAGAAAUGGGCAGUAAUGUAUUACGUAUGUUUAGUGAAUCUUUAGCUCAUUUUGACUCUUUAGACGUUACACUUUGGUUGGUACCGUAAAAGCAUCUCAGUUACCCCCUAUUGUCUGCUACUGUGUGCACUUAGAGGUCUUUACAGGGAUUAUUAAU
Messenger RNA from Gilbertella persicaria, 676 nucleotides. RefSeq lists its product as uncharacterized. The coding region runs from base 101 to 535 and encodes 144 amino acids. The transcript is spliced from 4 exons. Gene Ontology annotation, molecular function: catalytic activity. The record is from RefSeq and is a predicted model, not a curated record. Lineage: Eukaryota; Fungi; Mucoromycota; Mucoromycetes; Mucorales; Choanephoraceae.